This is a messenger RNA of Spodoptera littoralis (African cotton leafworm), 2010 nucleotides long. NCBI's taxonomy places the organism in Eukaryota, Metazoa, Arthropoda, Insecta, Lepidoptera, Noctuidae. The record is from the annotation of a GenBank genome assembly.
AUGGUCGAUUCUUACAAACUAAAGGAAUGGAUAAGCUGGCCACUGCUCAGGGCUCACGUGUGCACCGCAGCCGUAGCUGUGAGCUUCCACGCCACGUGGAGAGCUCCUCGGGAGGCGUUCAUCCAUGGAGGGCUGCAGUACGGACUUGCAGUCACUCUGUCAUUAUUGGUCGUGGCCCUACCGCUAGCAUUGCUGCAGCUAGCAGUGGGACAACUAAGCCAGCAAGAUGCCGUGGGAGUGUGGAGGGCUGUUCCUUUUUUUAGAGGUGUGGGCUACAUGCGAUUAUUCAUAUCAUUCCUUGGUUCUGUAUACUCGGUGAUAUACCUGGCUAUGACUGUGACAUACUUUCUUUACACAUUGAGUAAUUCACUACCAUUUUGGGAAUGUAUUGAGUUGGUACUGGAUCAAGAGGACUAUGUGAAUACCGUGAAUGCUUCUACCUGUCUCCAAGACACGUUCAUGGGUCCAAUAGAAGACAGACCAGAAUAUUAUCUGGCUGUGGCCCUUAUUAUUCUGGUUCUUUGGAUAGUAUUUCCUUUUAUAGUGUUUUUCAGUUUUUACAAUCCGGUAAAACUGAUGAAACGGAUAUUCUACGUAUUGGGACCGUUGGUGAUAGUGGCAUUUGUGGUGAUUAUGGCCUGUAUCAGUGAUGGGGAUAACUUGACGUCACUGGUGACGAAUUCUGACUGGACUAGUUUCCUAGAGCCUGGUAUCUGGCAUGGCGCUAUCACACAAGCACUCCUGACUGCUCAGAUCGCUGGUGGCUUUUUAAUAUCUGCUGGUGAUACCGUCUACUCCAGCACUAAUGUGCAGUGGACAUCAGUCGCGAUUGUGGGGGCGAAUAUACUUUCAACAUGGGUGGGUCUGGUCUUCUGGUACUCCAUAAGUGGUCCAGAUAGGGAUACUACCGUAUUUGCAGUGCUCGUCCAGGCAUACCAACUCGGAGAAGACCCUGACACUGACUUAGCUUGGCCACUGACCAUAUUCCUCACUUUACUUCUCUCAGGAUUGAUAACUAUGCUCUCUCUUCUAUACCCCGUGUACGACCGAUUUCGUCGCAUUGGUGGGGUCAAAUGGCGCCUGCUUUCGUUUCUGGGGUCUGUGGUCAGUGCCUUCAUCUGCCUCGCUGUACUGUGGGGUCGUCUGCCAGUCCUCAACCUGUUAGCUGAUUAUGCCGUGCCUCUCCUCAUCAGCAUCGCCACCGUGCUCGAGAUAUUGGCUUUCGUGUUCAUAUAUGGUUGGAAAGUCCUCGUGGAAGACGUUGAAUUUUUAACAGGACGAGAUUUACCGAGGGUUUGGGUGUUGGGUUGGUGUGCCGCCCCUGGUAUUAUAGCACCAUUCUCCAUUUGGUGGGUGACGAUGUGCUUCAUCCAAUACAACUCCUGGUUCGAAGCUCCCUGGCCAGUCCUCACUAUCAUUUCGACUGCAGUCCUGGCAUUACUCAUAUUCAUUUUGUUUGCCACAGUGGCCAUCGUGAAGCAGGUCCAAUAUGACUUUAUUGGGAAGUUGAAGUCAUCGUUCAAGCCAUCGCGCCACUGGGGACCGAGAGACCCGAUCACCCACUACUACUGGCUGGCCCGACGAGACGAGCUAGAGAGAGGAAACAUUCACCGCAGGAGAUACCAACGAAGGCAGUUAGGACAACUAUCCGGGAGGCCAAGCUUCCUGAAUUUGGCAAAUUCUCUCGAAGAUAAGACCGAGGCGUCAAGUAGCAUUGAGAAAAUGCGGUCAAACUCUGAUGACUGGCUGUAUACCGUCUGCAGGAAGCAGCAGUCAGCCUCAGCCAGUGGCAAGAAGAGGACCAAGUCUUUAGAUUGGACUUUCCCCAACAUGAAAGUAUCUAGUACUACAAAAUUGAAGACUUUGGAUUGCAGUAGCUUUACAAUGGAAUCGUUUCAGUCUCAAGAAAGUAAUUAUAACGUAUCCAAUAAGCCGUCCUACAACGGCAGCGCACCACUUUAUGAUAUUACAGAUAGAUUUCCUAAUGACAAAUCAAUGGAAAAGUUUUGA